Molecule: messenger RNA, 408 nt
Organism: Ostreobium quekettii
Lineage: Eukaryota; Viridiplantae; Chlorophyta; Ulvophyceae; Bryopsidales; Ostreobiaceae
Source: the annotation of a GenBank genome assembly
AUGGGUAAGCCCAAGCCACUGUCGAAGCCCAGGAUAGUGAAGAAGCACAAGAAACACUUCGAUCGGCACCAGUCCGACAGGAAAAUAGCCGUGAAGCCAAGCUGGCGCCGGCCGAAGGGUAUCGACUCACGCGUGCGGCGCAAGUUCCGGGGCACGAUAACCAUGCCGUGCAUUGGUUUCGGCUCCUCGAAGAAGACCCGUCACGUGCUGAGAAACGGUUUCUACAAGUUCCGCGUCGCCAACGUGAAGGAUCUGGAGGUCCUCUUGAUGCACAACAGGAAAUUUUGUGCUGAGAUUGCUUCUCAGGUGUCUGCCAAGAAGAGGAAGGACAUUGUUGAUCGUGCCUUCCAGCUUGGCAUUCUUGUCACCAACUCCAAGGCGCGUUUGCGAACACAAGACGAUGAAUAG